This is a messenger RNA of Culex quinquefasciatus (southern house mosquito), 939 nucleotides long. RefSeq lists its product as uncharacterized. The transcript has 3 exons. Bases 1 to 939 code for a protein of 312 amino acids. The record is from RefSeq and is a predicted model, not a curated record. NCBI's taxonomy places the organism in Eukaryota, Metazoa, Arthropoda, Insecta, Diptera, Culicidae.
AUGGUUUUCAUAAAGCUAGCAACUUACAGCAAUUCGCAAUUUUUUUUAACCCGAGCCGGGGGAGAGUGUAACCAGUGUGUCUGUAGUGUUCGAUAUCGAUGUGACUCGUCGCGUAUUUGUGUAAAUGUAGUGCCAAGAGAUGUUCGUGGUUGUCGACGGAAAGCUACCUGGACGUCUCCCAGAACGACCAGUCCCACGCAGUGCGUUGUUGCCGCUAGCCACCACCAGAUAUCGUCGUGGAAAACAUCGCACGAGAGAUCAGCAGGGGGUGGCGAAAGAGGGCGAAAAGAGAGGAAAGUUGGCGGGUCUCGGAUCAGGGGGGGUUCAGGACGAAGUGGCCAGGAUUGCGCCACCAUUAAGUCCGGUGUUGUACGACGAAGGAGGCUGUCGUCAAUCGCAGCCGAAACCGAAGGCCAGUGUCCCGGAGUUGGACCAGCGGCCGCAGUGAACCUGACCGUGUCAGGAAGUGCCCGGAACCGUGCUACGUUCCGCGGACAGCGAAGAGCAGGAGCUGCUCGAGAUUUGGACAUCCCAGGACCUCUCGGGUUUAUCCCAAGUUUCCCCCGUGAAACCCCGUUGGUUUCUGCCCUGGCCUUGCCAUAUCCGGCCCGGCAGACCAACCCCGAAACCACCAACCGUCAAUCCGUUGGUCGGUGCGUCGCCAAGCCGCCACGUAACCUCCGUGUCCCAAACCCGGACAAUCCCGACGGAGGCGCUGCCUCGUCGAAGCCUGCAGCACCGUUACACGCUCAGGAAGGACACGGACGGCUGGCGAUAGGUCCGAGAAGCAGCAGCAGAAGUCGGAGGGUCCAUCCGACGACCGAGAAGCCACCCCGUUGGCGUACUGCAGGAGGAGCUCAACGGUCAUCCGGACGGAACAACGACGACCGCAGUGCAGAUCGGGGCCCCGCAGCAGAUCAUCGGUGCACAAGGAAGUAG